AUGGUUAAUCUUAAGACCAAUUAAAUAUAUUUUACACCUAAUUAUUUAUUAUAGGAAAUCUUAUAAUAUUAGUAAUUAGAUGUAAGAGAUGAUUUUGAUAAAAUAAAAAGAGAAAUGGAGAAAUUUGAACCAACUUAAUUUAGAGUAGCCUCUCUAUCUAUUAUUAGCGAAGAGUAUCAAUAACCAAUAAUAUAAAAUAAUCAUCAACAUUUCAUACACUCAUUUUCUGAUAUGCCUAAUUUUGAAUCAUCAAAUUAACCUGCAUCUAUAGAGAUUAAAACAUAUAUUAAUCCAUUUUAUUCUUUAAAGAAUUUGUAAUCUAAAUAUUUUAGGCAUCGGACUGAUUUGACUUUGCCUAAGGCUAUGCAUUCUAUUCCUUGGAAAUCUUUACCUUAAUUAUUAAUUUGUUGA
Paramecium sonneborni is the source of this 411-nucleotide messenger RNA. The record is from the annotation of a GenBank genome assembly. Lineage: Eukaryota; Ciliophora; Oligohymenophorea; Peniculida; Parameciidae.